Molecule: messenger RNA, 1013 nt
Organism: Hordeum vulgare subsp. vulgare (domesticated barley)
Lineage: Eukaryota; Viridiplantae; Streptophyta; Magnoliopsida; Poales; Poaceae
Exons: 5
Coding region: 89-772 (227 amino acids)
Molecular function (GO): protein binding
Source: RefSeq, a predicted model, not a curated record
GCCCGUUCCUCUCCCUCCGGGGUCCGGAGGCCCCCUGGAGCCGCCGGGAGACCCCCGAGGAGCCGCGCCCCCCUCCCCGCUCCGCCUUAUGACGGACAGAGGUGAUGGACCAAUUGGUAGUCUCCCUGAACAUCUCCUUGUAGAAAUAUUGACUCGGUUACCAACCCAUGAGUGGGUUCAGAUAUCAUGUGUCAGCAAGCAUUGGGCAAGCAUGUUCCGAGGAGAAUACCUGUGGCAAACCGCUAUUGCAAGGAAAUGGCCAUCGGCUGGUUUCCGGAAACGCUGGCCUGGGCCAAUUCCCAGAGGUUCUGCUAGGAGGAGAUUCCAAGCGCUUUAUGUCAGCGAGAACCUUGUACCAUCUGGUGGGGAGAUUGAUGAACUUGUUGGACACACAUAUCUCUAUUUAAAAGAACAGCUUGAGCGCCUUGCCGUUCCUCCGUCCAGCAUACUUCAUGGCACCAUAAUUGAUCAGUUCAUUGCUUGUGGUAGAACAGGAGAAAAGGCCCAUGAACUUGCUUCAAAUAUAUGGAUUGCAGUCAUUGACAAUUUGGAAGAAAACCAGCAAACAUUCAUGCUGUUAAAACACCUAGCGCAAGAAGGAGAUUUUUUCCUUCCCUUUCCAUAUUCGAGGUCGUAUAAAGUACUGUGGAGGGUGUUCGACAAGCUGUUCACCGACUUCCGUGACUGUUUCAGCGGGGCAGAUUACCAUGAGGCGCUAGCGGGUGCCAAGUCUAGGUUUCAACCAGUACCUUCUUCAUGGAUUGGACAUUAGCACACAGCUGUUGUUCUUAUUGUGAGUUGUACAAUGUCUUAGAUGUAGCUGCUAUACUCCCCCAGUGAAAAGGUGGGUGCCAAAGAGUGGCAAUUCCAAUGGGGAUGACGUGUUUGGUGACUUGACCGACAAUUUCAAGAACGCCAAAAUAUCUCUGACUGUUUGAUUGCAAAAAGUGUAUAUAUGUUAUUGUAAGUUUAUAAAAAAAUCGGUUGUAUUUAGUACAAUACAACCAGCAGCA